CAGACGCCGCGCGUCCCGUGCAGUCACCGCCUGUAGUGACAGGGCUUUGUCGGCGUAGAAGAAUACAUGUUUGCAUUCAGUGAACAAGAGAAUGUUCCCAAACUCAAUUUUGGGUCGUCCACCCUUCACCCCAAACCAUCAUCAGCAUAGUUUCUUUGCCCUGUCACCUACUCUUUACUCACACCAGCAACUUAUAGAUGCACAGUUCAACUUUCAAAAUGCAGACUUAUCUAGAGCUGUGUCCUUACAGCAGCUGACAUACGGAAAUGUCAGUCCAAUACAGACCUCAGCAUCUCCAUUAUUUCGAGGAAGAAAGAGACUAAGCGAUGAACAAAACCUUCCUCUUGAUGGCAAACGGCAGCGUUUCCAUUCACCCCAUCAAGAGCCAACUUUAAUUAACCAGAUAGUGCCUUUACCAGGGGAACGAAGAUACUCAAUGCCACCAUUGUUUCAUACGCACUAUGUACCUGAUAUAGUCAGAUGUGUUCCACCUUUUCGAGAACUAUCACUCUUAGAACCUAGAGAAAUCACACUGCCUGAGGCCAAAGAUAAGCUGAGUCAGCAGAUCCUGGAGCUGUUUGAGGCGUGUCGGCAGCAAGUGAGUGACCUGAAGAAGAAGGAGCUCUGUAGAGCGCAGCUGCAGACGGAAACCCAGCUGCUCUUCCCGCAAAGCAGACUUUUUUUGGUUGGGUCUUCUUUAAAUGGAUUUGGUACCCGGAGCAGUGAUGGUGACCUAUGCCUCGUUCUUAAAGAAGAGCCGUGUUUUUUUCAGGUCAAUCAGAAGACUGAAGCACGUCAUAUACUCACCUUAGUCCAUAAACACUUCUGUACUAGACUUUCUGGCUACAUUGAGAGACCUCAACUGAUUCGUGCAAAAGUGCCAAUUGUGAAGUUCAGGGAUAAAGUCAGUUGUGUGGAAUUCGACUUGAAUGUAAACAAUACUGUUGGAAUAAGAAACACAUUCCUUCUCAGAACUUACGCAUACCUUGAAAAUCGAGUUCGUCCAUUAGUGCUGGUGAUAAAGAAGUGGGCAAGUCACCAUGAUAUCAAUGAUGCCAGUCGUGGCACAUUAAGCAGCUAUAGUCUUGUAUUGAUGGUUUUGCACUAUUUACAAACCCUACCAGAACCCAUCCUUCCAUCCCUCCAAAAAAUUUACCCAGAAUCUUUUAGCACUGCAAUACAGCUUCAUCUUGUACAUCAAGCUCCAUGUAAUGUUCCUCCUUACCUCUCAAAGAAUGAAUCAAGUCUUGGGGAUCUCUUACUGGGCUUUCUGAAAUACUAUGCUACAGAAUUUGACUGGAACAGUCAGAUGAUUUCAGUUCGUGAAGCCAAAGUCAUCCCAAGGCCUGAUGGUAUUGAAUGGAGAAACAAAUAUAUCUGUGUAGAAGAGCCUUUUGAUGGAACAAACACAGCCAGAGCUGUGCAUGAAAAGCACAAGUUUGAUAUGAUCAAGGAUCAAUUUUUGAAGUCAUGGCAAAGAUUGAAAAACAAAAGAGAUCUGAACAAUAUACUGCCUUUAAGAGCUGCUAUCCUGAAAAGAUAACUGGCUUCUUCUCUUAACUUCUUCUGAGAAAUAAAGAACAAUAGUUACAUCACAGUGCAUUUUGUUUACCUCUAUCAUGGCUUAUUUUUAAUUGUUCUUGUUUUCAUGCUUUAUUUUUAAAGGACAUUCUUAUAUAAAGAUUGCAUAUUUUAUUAUGACAUUUCCUAAUAAAAAUCUUUGAUUUAAAAAUGUAUUUUUGAAAAUGUUUACAUUGAUGAUCAGUAGUAUUAUGGCAUGACCUUUCAAGCAGUCAAAUAAAAUAUAUUUUGGGAAAUUACCUGAACAAAGAAAGGUUUUUGAUACAACUUUAGUUAAUUGCACCACGUGCUAAUACCGAAGAAUAUGUGGAAUUUUGAAGAGUCUUAAGUCAUGCGUGCUUACAGUAUAGCUUGUACAGUCUAGUCUGUCCUAGUCAAGUGAAGACUCAAGGCAGCUCUUCAGCUACAUGAAGCAAGUGAAAUUUUCAUUUCCGUGAAACCACUGGCGUCAUGCAGUACUGCACAGUUGCCUUCGUCUUCACAUGACUCCCUGGGGCAGACGGAAGCUUGCUUUGGGACGUGUCUGCGUUAUUUAUGUUCCAUUAGUUCUCACGCCUCACCUCGCUGUACUCAUGAGGUUGCUGUAGGCUUCAUGUUUGCACUGUGCUCAUGUGAGCAUUUACUGGGACAGCAGUUGCUGACUUGCUGAUGGACUUGGGGAAAUGAAGUCUCCUGUGCUUUCCGCUCGCUUAGUGCAGUGUGCAUUUUUGCUUUACUUCCAUCCUUCUGCCUUCCCUUUCCGAAACCUUGAUAGGGAACAACAGAAACUGAACUAUCGAAGUUCAAGAUUCUAACCUAUUUGUAAAAUUGGAUUUCUUUCUGUGUAAAAUUAAAGGAUUAUAAUCUAAACUGGAAUUUUAGGCAGUAAGCCACUACAAAGUGUUUUAGAUAAGACAUAAUAAAAUUAUUAUAAUAAAAAUUUAAUGUUUAUAAAAAUCCUUUUUAGUAUUUUCUUUCCAUGUGAAAGAAGACUACUGGUAGCUGUGAAAAAAAAAGCUAUUGUGUUUAUUAAGGUGUUUUUGACAUAAAUAGUUGUAAAUUGGUCAGUGCCUGUAAAUUUAAAUACAAGAAGUAAUCUUGAGGGACGUUUUUUCAUAUGCUGCCAACAGUUUCUCGUAGGCCCACUGUAGCACAGUUUGUACAGUUUCGAUGUGUUUUUGCAGACCAAUUCUCAAACUAAGACUCUCAGAGUGUUUUUUGCUUACAAGGUGCAUAUUUUCAUUUUCUUUAAGUUUAAAUUUUUGUAUGCUGUCAAGUGUAAUAAAGUUUACAUAUGGAAA
Molecule: messenger RNA, 2861 nt
Organism: Jaculus jaculus (lesser Egyptian jerboa)
Lineage: Eukaryota; Metazoa; Chordata; Mammalia; Rodentia; Dipodidae
Gene: Tent2
Product: terminal nucleotidyltransferase 2
Exons: 15
Coding region: 92-1543 (483 amino acids)
Cellular component (GO): cytosol
Molecular function (GO): poly(A) RNA polymerase activity
Source: RefSeq, a predicted model, not a curated record